This is a messenger RNA of Necator americanus (New World hookworm), 447 nucleotides long. RefSeq lists its product as uncharacterized. The record is from RefSeq and is a predicted model, not a curated record. The coding region runs from base 1 to 447 and encodes 148 amino acids. The transcript has a single exon. NCBI's taxonomy places the organism in Eukaryota, Metazoa, Nematoda, Chromadorea, Rhabditida, Ancylostomatidae.
AUGGUGGAAUGGACCGUCCUUUCUAAACAUAGUGAACAGCAAUGGCCUGAGGAUAAGAACAAAGACACUUCUCCCCAGAGUAAUACGGUCAACUACGUCAUCGACUCCGAUACAAAACCUUCUAAGGAAGAGAUCACCAUCAUAGAAGCUACUAAGUUCAGCACAUGGAGGAACCUUCUGCGUGUGAUUAUAACGAUUCUUACAUUCAUCUUCAAUGUAGAAUCCACCUCGCGAAGAAAACACGAUCUUAAGUCGAACUACGUCAAAAUGGCAACAGUGUCGCUUUUCAGACAGGCACAGGCCCACAACCCCAUAUCUGAAGACCAAAAGCGAAGCCGCGCAAACGUCGAUGAAGAAGCACAACUUUGGAGAUCGGGAGGACGAACAUCAAACUCCACAUUGUCCUCCGACGCAAAUAAUCCAUCCUACCUGGGAAGGAAUGGAUAA